Messenger RNA from Sparassis crispa, 2082 nucleotides. RefSeq names its product Glucose-repressible alcohol dehydrogenase transcriptional effector. Gene Ontology annotation, cellular component: nucleus; CCR4-NOT complex; cytoplasm. Gene Ontology annotation, biological process: nuclear-transcribed mRNA poly(A) tail shortening. Gene Ontology annotation, molecular function: poly(A)-specific ribonuclease activity; protein binding. Lineage: Eukaryota; Fungi; Basidiomycota; Agaricomycetes; Polyporales; Sparassidaceae. The transcript has 4 exons. The record is from RefSeq and is a predicted model, not a curated record. The coding region runs from base 1 to 2082 and encodes 693 amino acids.
AUGCCGGGUCCCCUAACCCAUCACCACCAUCACCAGAACUCCCUCUCACAUACACACUAUCCUUCCCCUCCGAACGCAAAUGGUCUACAGGGACAUGCUGCGAUGGGGCAGAAUGGCUCCCCCGGGAGCGUUCAGACGCCGAUCAUGACACCGCAUUGGCAACAACAACUCCUCAAAUGUGACAUGAUCCGAGUUUCACGAUCGCCCCACCAUCGUGCACGGGCGAGUGCGAUGGCAUCGCGAACAGUUCAGAAGGCGGCCAUUCCUAUCACAAAUCCUAACGCAGUUAAGCCUCCAGACACGAAUGGGACGUCAAAGAAGGAGCAGGAUGGCGCAGGUUCGUCUCCGUCAAGUGCCUCUAGACCAGCGUCGGAAUCAUCCCCCACGCCUGCGUCGGGAACCGCCAAUCACCCAUCUUCUCUUGUCGCUCCCAUUUCAGAGGCUUCCCGCCCCACAGCUUCCAAGCCGCCAGAGAACACGUGGAACUCACUGGACAUGGGCGGUGUCAACAUCAAGAACAUUCCGCCCACGUCUGGCUUGUUCUCCUUCACGUUCCUCAUUAACCUCUACCUCAAUCACAACGCUCUCACGAGAAUUCCCCCUGAGAUUGCGAAGCUUCGUCACCUUGAGCUUCUCGAUCUCUCCGGUAACAACCUCAUGACCGUUCCGCCCGAGCUUGGAAUGCUAACCUCCUUGAAGGAGCUCUAUCUGUUCGACAACCAUCUAGCGAAUGUUCCCGCGGAGUUGGGCACCCUGCAUCAGCUGCAGACUAUCGGGAUUGAGGGGAAUCCGUCGUUCGAUGCGAAUCUGAAACAUAUGGUGCAAAGGGACGGCACGCCUGCGCUCAUCUCGUACCUGCGCGACACGUGUCCGAGUCCGCCGCCGCCAUCUGAUCGCGUGUGGAAGAACCUCGUCAGUCAGGCGGAGCGGGACGCAAUGCAGGCAGACCCGAACGUCGAGACGUUCAGCGUCUUGUGCUACAAUGUUCUCUGUGAGAAGGCUGCGACCGAGCGGAUGUACGGCUACACGCCGUCGUGGGCGCUGGUCUGGGACUAUCGCAAGGACCGUAUCUUGUCAGAGGUCACGGGUCAAAACGCGGACUUCGUGUGCUUGCAGGAGGUGGACAACGCACAGUACGAGGAGUAUUUCCUCCGCAAUCUGUCGGAACGUGGUUACGAGGGCGUGUACUGGCCGAAGUCCCGAUAUAAGACCAUGAACGAUGCAGAUCGGCGACUGGUCGAUGGGUGUGCAACGUUCUACAAGUCGUCGAAAUACACUCUUGUGGAGAAGCAUCUCAUCGAAUUCAGCGCCGUCGCGAUGCAGCGAUCGGACUUCAAGAAGACCGACGACAUGUUCAACCGUGUGCUCGGCAAGGACCAUAUCGCUGUUGUGUGCCUAAUGGAGAACAAGAUGUCUGGCACACGGCUCAUCGUUGCGAAUGCACACAUCCACUGGGAUCCGCAAUAUCGUGACGUCAAGCUCGUCCAGGUCGCGCUGCUCCUUGAAGAGGUGGAGAAGAUGGCAAACAGCUUCGCCAAAUACCCACCACGGUUACCUACUCCUGCAUCUGUGACAUCACCGGUGAACGGCGAGAAUAACGCGUCGUCGCGUCCACCGCCAGUAUACAGUGACGGGUCGAAGAUACCGCUCAUUGUCUGCGGUGACUUCAAUUCGGUGCCGUCGAGCGGUGUUUACGAUCUCCUUUCCACAGGAAGCGUGCCCCCGACUCACCCCGACUUCAUGUCGCACCUGUACGGUAGGUACACGUCCGAGGGGAUCAAGCACCGCCUUGGUCUCAAGAGCGCAUACGCAACCGCGGGCGAGCUGCCAAUGACGAACUUCACCCCGAGCUUUCACGGCGUGAUCGACUACAUUUGGUACUCGACCGCGAACCUCUCCGUCAAUGGUGUCCUAGGAGAAAUUGACAGGAAGUAUCUUGAGAAGGUCGUUGGGUUUCCGAAUGUUCAUUUCCCAUCAGAUCACUUGUGCAUCGUGUCAGAGUUCCGAGUGCGGCCACUGCGAGACAAUCCACCACCCCGUCCACCACCUGUCUUCCCCGAGUCAUCUCGCGUACACACAUAG